AUGUUAAUAUUAAUCGCAGGCAUCACUGGUAACAUUGGCCAGCACGCUGCCCGCCAUGCAUUGACCCUUGGUCAUCAAGUUCGCGGCCUCUCCAGAACUCCAGACAAACUAGAUCCGUCCAUUAUGGCCCGCUGCGAGGAUUUCGUUUGCAGCACAACAUACUACGACAUAGCAGCACUAGACCAGGCGUGUGCCGGUGCUGAUGCAGUCAUCUGCGCGUACGCGGGCAUCCCAGAGCUGCACCUGGACGGACAAUUACUGCUUCUACGAGCAGCUGAACGCGCAGGCGUAAGGAGAUUUCUCGCUGCGAGCCAUAACAACGAUUGGCGCAAGAUUGCGAUGGGGGAAGUGCCCAUCUACGAUCCAGCGCGGAUGUUCCAUGUACAGGCCGCGUUGACCAGCACGAUCAAGCCUCUGCAUAUUCUCAGUGGUACAUUUGUCGAUGUCCUAUUCGGUGGCGAAGGGCAAGGCAACUUCACCCCUGAGGUUGGCGGUGUGUGGGACUCGAGGAUAGAUCCACCGCAGUUGCAUAUCUGGGGCUCAGGUCAUGAGAAAUGGUGUCUCACCACGGAGGAAGAUGGCGGCAAAUGGGCUGCCGAACUCGUGACGUCUGACAAUGCUGAAAAUGGUGGUUUUGUAUUGCUAUGCUCCAUGGAGCUAAGUCUGAUGGAACUCAAAGACACGUACGAGCGCUUCAGAGGCAAAGAAGUGCGGAUCAUCCGUAGAGGCACCACCAGGGAUCUCGAGAAGACGGUCGAAGAAAAGAAGGGUGCUGGCUCGCAUUGGGCUGAUUGGCUACGGUAUGCUUUCGUGUUACACUGCACCAAGGGUACCUGGGCCCUCAGUAAGGACUCUUUUGAAGGCUUCCACCCUAGUGUUCCAACAUCUUUGGAAGCAUGGCUAGAAAAGAAUCCUAAAGUCUAA
Messenger RNA from Aureobasidium melanogenum CBS 110374, 924 nucleotides. RefSeq names its product NAD(P)-binding protein. The coding region runs from base 1 to 924 and encodes 307 amino acids. The transcript has a single exon. NCBI's taxonomy places the organism in Eukaryota, Fungi, Ascomycota, Dothideomycetes, Dothideales, Saccotheciaceae. The record is from RefSeq and is a predicted model, not a curated record.